AUGGCGCUUUCCUGUGGCACAACCUGUAUCAAAUACCUUCUCUUCGCAUUCAAUGUUCUAGUUUUCCUCUUCGGUGCCGUCAUAAGUGGAUUUGGAAUCUACCUAGUUGUGGAGGCAAAGAAUGGACUUGGUAGUGAAGCAAUCGGCGUCCCGGCCUUCAUCCUAACACUCGGCCUGCUUUUGUUCCUAAUCGGAUUUUUGGGUUGUUGUGGAGCCUGCAAGGAGCAUACAUGCAUGCUUAAAACCUUUGCCGCAGUUGUCACUGUUUUGUUGAUACUCCAAAUUAUUGCUGGUAUACUGGCGUUCGUGUACAGAAGCAAGUUUGUCGGGCUGGUUGCCGAUGCCAUUGCCAUGCAUAUUAACCAACUAGACUCACUUCCUUCAGUCGAACAAAAGGAAAUGCGGAAGGCGUUAGAUAAAGUGCAAAAAGAGCUGAAAUGCUGUGGAGGCUAUAGUUCUGCCGAUUGGGGUGAAGCUGUUCCCUCUUCCUGUUGUGCAGGAGAAACAUCGCCAUGUCGCAAUCCCUACCAACAGGGUUGCGCACAAGCUACUUACGAUUUGAUUAAGGACAAAGCCUUAAUCGUGGGUAUUAUACUCAUUGUCAUGGCGAUCCUCCAACUUGGAGCAAUCAUUUCGGCCUGUUGCUUGGCCACAAAGAUCAAGGAGCAGUAA
This is a messenger RNA of Dibothriocephalus latus, 672 nucleotides long. NCBI's taxonomy places the organism in Eukaryota, Metazoa, Platyhelminthes, Cestoda, Diphyllobothriidea, Diphyllobothriidae. The record is from the annotation of a GenBank genome assembly.